Molecule: messenger RNA, 1836 nt
Organism: Perca flavescens (yellow perch)
Lineage: Eukaryota; Metazoa; Chordata; Actinopteri; Perciformes; Percidae
Exons: 12
Coding region: 59-1267 (402 amino acids)
Source: RefSeq, a predicted model, not a curated record
CACGUAGUCAGACAUACAAGUUUAGUCUUCUUGGACAUUGACAUUGUUCAGCUUCAUCAUGGCUGGACACCUGCUGUUAGUCGUCCUCAUGUAUUCCUUUUCUGACAUGAAAGCACAAGCUCUUCUUCCACCUAAGCUGACAGUGAAUCCAGCUGUGAUCACACAGACAGAAACAGUCACACUGAACUGUCAGACUCCAUCACAUCUUAAUUUGUCCGAGUGUUAUUUUCGAAUAGUAAGAGGACAAACUGGCAAAAGCCUCCCUUGUCUGCAGACCCUGACGGGAACUGAGCUGCUGAAGAUGGCCGAUCAGAGUUCACCUGCUGAGGUUCAAGUGACGUGUUUUUACCUUUACAUGUCACAAUCUCCCGACAGUGAUCCAUCCACCAUCAUCAUUCGAACUCUUCUUCCAUCUAAACUGACAGUGAAUCCAGCAUCGAUCAACGAGACCGACUCAGUCACCCUGAACUGUCAGACUCCUUCAUCUGUUUCUGUGUCUCUGUGUUAUUUCUUCACUCUAAGUGGAGGGAGUGUCAGAGGACCCUCAUGUCUGCAGACCCUGACAGGAACUGAGCUGCUGAACAUGGCCCAUCAGAGUUCACCCGCUGAGGUUCAAGUGACGUGUUUCUACACUGUAAAGGUUGGAGAGAAAAGUUAUCCAUCGCCACACAGUGACACGUCAUCCAUCACCAUACACAGGAGGACUGUUGGUACUUCAAGUAACACUGAUAGUUUUAUUUCUACUUUCCCAACAUCAGUGAAACCAGCAGCAGAAACAGAUACUAGUAUGACUCCUAUGACUCCAGAAUCUGGCGAUGAAAUAACAGGGAGGACUGUUGGUACAUCAAGUAACACUGAUAGUUUUAUUUCUACUUUCCCAACAUCAGUGAAACCAGCAGCAGAAACAGAUACUAGUAUGACUCCUAUGACUCCAGAAUCUGGCGAUGAAAUAACAGGGAGGACUGUUGGUACAUCAAGUAACACUGAUAGUUUUAUUUCUACUUUCCCAACACCAGUGAAACCAGCAGCAGAAACUUGGAUAUGGAAGUUCGUAGCAGUUGUGGCUGGUUGUGGAGUCAUGGUGGGCGUCAUCUUGCUCGUUUCUGCAAUUCUCUGCAACAAAAGAAGAACUGGUUCUGAGAAAGUAAGAAGGCAAGAGCCUCAAAACGAGAAUUUUGACACAUACCAUAUGUACUCCGUUAUUGCUGAAGAGCCAGCUGCAUCAGGCCUGAAGGAUAUGGUGUACAGCACGGUGCAGCCACACUGACACUGUUUUAUACUGGAUAGUGAAAGAGAGGCAGGCAGCCUCAAGGACUGUAAGAAAUGUAAACCUUGUGUUUGAAGUUGAGUGGUCUAUUCCAGACUAAUGUUGGACGACUGUAAUGACUUUUUAUCAGAUCAACCCAACUUCUCUGAACCAAACUUUUACAAAAGUUUCCCUAGUUUAAUGCAACUUUCAAGUUGAGUUUUAUGAUGGACAAAGCACAGCUUGGUUUCCAACCUGCAUUUCGAUUUAGCUUCAUUGUAGAUCAAGAUUUAACAUGUAUUUAGAUUUACUCAUAUAUUAAGCAUACGUUUACUUUACUCCUGUUCAUAAUUUGUUUUACUUUUAUUUGUUGUGUGUUCUGUUUUUGUUGAUAUGUUUUUAUGUUGUUUUUGUAUCUGGAUAUAUUUCGUCUGAGACUUCUGUGACUACACAUGCAUAUAUGUAAUAAUUAUGUUUCUUAGUCACUUUAAAUGUCAUUAAUUGGUUCAUGUCAGACACACAUACAAAUAGGAGGUUGUGUAAAUCGGAAGAGGUCCAGAUGAAAGAACAGUUUGUUUUAAUUGCCAUUG